Molecule: messenger RNA, 3552 nt
Organism: Hevea brasiliensis (rubber tree)
Lineage: Eukaryota; Viridiplantae; Streptophyta; Magnoliopsida; Malpighiales; Euphorbiaceae
Exons: 26
Coding region: 112-3261 (1049 amino acids)
Biological process (GO): rRNA processing; tRNA export from nucleus
Cellular component (GO): CURI complex; UTP-C complex; small-subunit processome
Source: RefSeq, a predicted model, not a curated record
UUUUGUUUCUUUAUUGGUUUCUCUCCCGCCACCUCUGCGUUGUUAAACCCUAGCAACGUAUUCAUUCUCCGGCUGAGCCAAACCGCCUCCGUACAGUAAAAACCAAAAACGAUGGACGUUGAUACACUGAUGGAACCAAUGGACUUAAAAGUCUCAGAGUUGUUGAAGGAAGUCCAGGUCGAUUACUCACCUGCUCUCACCGAGCUCGUGGACGACACCGUUUCAGCCAUCAAAGAAGCCAUCAACCAAAUUCCCGAAGGCAUCGAGGUUACAGUUGAUGAAGCUCCAGGUUUUGUUAAGGAUAUUGGUGCAGAUAAAGUGGAGUUUAAGUUUAAGAAGCCAAAAUCCGUUGAAAUUGGAGGUAGUUAUUCGAUGAAGUGCAUUGCAAAGCCUGAUAUUAAUGUGGACCUCUUCAUUCAGUUGCCAAAGGAGUGUUUCCAUGAGAAAGAUUAUUUAAAUUACCGGUACCAUGCCAAAAGGUUCCUUUACCUCUGCAUACUCAAGAAGUUUUUGAAGUCUUCUUCAUUAGUUCACAAGGUUGAAUGGUCCUCCUUCCACAAUGAGGCCCGAAAACCUGUAUUGCUUGUCUAUCCAGCCAGGAAGGUUGUUGAAUUCCCUGGGCUCUUUGUGAGGGUAAUUCCUACAGCAAAAUUCCUAUUUAAUGUUGCAAAGUUGGACAUGAAGCGGAACAAUAUUCGUGCUUUAAAUCAAGAGGGGAACACGCCGCUGCCUACACCAAGAUAUAAUAGUAGUAUGUUGGAAGACAUGUUUUUAGAGGACAACACAGAAUUUCUUAAGAAAACUUUUCUUGGAUGGAGGGAAUUGAGAGAGGCUCUAAUUUUGCUGAAGGUUUGGGCUCAGCAGAGAAGUUCUAUAUAUGCCCAUGAUUGCUUAAAUGAGUUUCUAAUAGCUGUCAUAUUGUCGUACCUAGCAACUCAUGAGAAGGUUAAUAAUUCUAUGAAGCCAUUGCAAAUAUUUCGUGUUACAAUGGAUUUUAUAGCAAGUUCAAAAUCAUGGAGCCAAGGGCUUUACUUCUGGCAGCAACGUGAGGUCAAGGUCUCCAAGGAGGAAAGGUUGCUCUAUAAAGAAACAUUUCCAGUAGUGAUUUGUGAUUCAUAUGCACACCUCAAUUUGGCUUUUCGGAUGAAAAGUAAUGGUUUCUUAGAGCUUCAAGAUGAGGCUGCCUUGGCACUUAAAUGCUUAGAGAAAUCAGGAGAUGUUGCUUUUGAGGAUAUUUUUAUGACCAAGAUUGACUUCUCUUCUAAAUUUGAUUAUUGCAUAAGAUUGAACUUGAAAGGAAAUAGCAAGGUUUGUGCAUCAGGGUUUUGUUUGGAUGAUGAAUGUUGGAGAUUUUACGAGCAGAAGGUACACAAUAUUCUGUCUCAAGGACUGAGUGACAGGGCCAAGUUCAUUCGUGUUAUUUGGAGAAACUUCCAUUCUGAUUGUGACAUAGAAAAUGGUUUGUCAACACUGGAUACAGAGCCACUGCUCAUUGGAAUUUCAGUAAGCUCUUUAGAGAAAGCGUUUAGAGUUGUUGAUAUUGGUCCAAAUGCUGAUAAUAAAGAGGAGGCUCUCAAGUUUCGGAAGUUUUGGGGAGAAAAGGCAGAGCUCCGUAGAUUUAGAGAUGGUAAAAUUGCUGAAAGCACAGUAUGGGAAAGUAAGCAGUGGGCGAAACAUCUCAUUCUGAAAAGAAUAAUUGAAUAUGUACUCCUCCAACAUCUUUCUUUAUCAAAAACAAACGUCCUGCAAGUUGUGGAUCAACUUGAUUUCUCCCUUCUUCAUGGUGUUGAAGAUCCUAUGUCAUUUUCUGCAAGUUUGCUUGCGGCAUUUGAACUUCUAUCAAAGCGCUUACGUUGUAUUGAGGACAUUCCCUUGAAGGUGUCUAGUGUGCAGCCUUUAGACCCAGCUUUCAGGUUCACAUCCGUCUUCCCUCCUAGACCACAUCCACUAGCAAGUGAAAAGGGUCACGUUCCAAAAUUACGUAAGCUGAUUUCAUGCUGUAUCCAGCCAUUGGAAGUUAUGAUUCAGUUGGAAGGUUCUGGGAACUGGCCAAUGGAUGAGGUGGCAAUUGAGAAAACUAAAUCUGCUUUCCUUCUUAAAAUUGGGGAGAGUCUUCAGAAUAGUUGGGGGAUGACAUGUAUUGCUACUGAGGAUGACGUGGAUGUUUUUCUUUCUGGAUUUGCAUUUCGUCUUAAAAUUUUGCAUGAGAGAGGCUUAAGCUUGGUGAAAAGGGAAAUUGGAAGUGAUAUAGUGAAGAGGGUUCCUUCUGUAGACAAGAAACUCUUUGUUCGUGGUCAGCAUUCUAGCAUGAUUAAUGGGUUACAGGGAAUUUACCAAAUGUAUGGGCCAGUUGUUAGGCUUGCAAAACGAUGGGUCGCUUCCCAUCUGUUUUCAGAUUGCUUGGUUGAGGAGGCAGUUGAAUUAUUGGUUGCACAUCUCUUUGUGAAGCCUUUGCCAUUUACUGCUCCUUGUUCACGCAUCGUUGGAUUCUUAAGGUUCUUGCGACUACUUGCUGACUAUGAUUGGACCUUUUCUCCUUUUGUUGUUGACAUAAAUAAUGAUUUUACUCCGAUUGACAAGAAAGAGAUUUAUGAUAACUUUACACUGAGUAGAAAAGGUCAUGAAGAAAACGCACAGAACAUAAGCCCGUCAAUGUUCUUGGCAACAUCCUAUGACAAGGCAUCUGAAGCUUGGACCAGAUUUGCACCAAACUCACUGGAGCUUAAGAGGUUGGUGGCCUAUGCUCGUAGCAGUGCAAACCUGCUGACUAGACUUGUAUUGGAGGAUCAGACUGGUCCUUUGAAAUGGGAGUGCCUUUUCCGAACUCCUCUGAGCAACUAUGAUGCUGUAAUUCUUCUCCAUGCAGACAGAUUACCUUAUCCUCAGCGUCUUCUCUUCCCAUCCAAUUCAAACCAAGGGAGACUUGUGGUUCAUGGGAAUGCAAGCAAAGCUUUUCAGCCCUUCAUGUUGCCUGGAGAUUUGAGGGGUAAUUCAGAGGAGAUCAAACAUAAGCUGAUGGUGAACUUUGAUCCUUUGAGGAGCUAUGUUGCAGAUUUACAGAAAGAGUUCAACACAUUUAAGUUGUGGUAUGAUUCUCUGGGAGGUGAUGCAAUUGGCCUGACGUGGGAGACAAAGAAACGAGGACGAGAUGAAGCAUGUGAAGGAGAAGAUCCAAUUAAAGUGUUAAAAGGUGUAGGUGAAGUUGGGAAAGGAUUUGUAAGGAGUGUAUAUUUUCUUAAGGCACCAAGGCUCAUGAAAUGAGUCUCGUUUCACAAAGCUUAGAAUUUGGUUCAUCAGAAACUUCCAUGAUGUAAUCAUACUUGUUUUGCUACUUCAGUACUACCAUUUCCCUAUAGAGUGAUUCCUACUUUCGAAGAAAUAUAGGCAAAAUCUUAUCAUAUUCUGUGUUUAGGUUUUGAUCUGUUGAGUGUAGAACAGGAGAGGAAAUGGGAAUUUUUGGUGUGCCAAUUGUAUAGAAGCCUGUCUGGAAGUGUAUCCACUUGUUAAAUUAUCAUAUUUCAUUAUUUGAUAAAUGCGUGCUCUUUGAUGGAA